CGGGGACCGGGGCGGAGGCUCCGGGGGGACCAUGCCCGGAGGUCGGCCGGCCGCAGCAUGGCUCACGGGCCCGGAGCGCUGAUGCUCAAAUGCGUGGUGGUCGGCGACGGGGCGGUGGGCAAGACGUGCCUGCUCAUGAGCUAUGCCAACGACGCCUUCCCCGAGGAGUACGUGCCCACCGUCUUCGACCACUACGCAGUCAGCGUCACCGUAGGGGGCAAGCAGUACCUCCUGGGACUCUAUGACACAGCCGGACAGGAAGACUAUGAUCGUCUGAGGCCUUUGUCUUAUCCCAUGACUGACGUCUUCCUCAUCUGCUUCUCUGUGGUAAAUCCAGCCUCAUUUCAGAAUGUGAAAGAGGAGUGGGUACCAGAACUUAAGGAAUAUGCACCGAAUGUUCCCUUUUUAUUAAUAGGAACUCAGAUUGAUCUCCGAGAUGACCCCAAAACUUUAGCAAGACUGAAUGAUAUGAAAGAAAAACCUAUAUGUGUGGAACAAGGACAGAAGCUAGCAAAAGAGAUAGGCGCAUGCUGCUAUGUGGAAUGUUCAGCUUUAACCCAGAAGGGAUUGAAGACUGUUUUUGAUGAGGCUAUCAUAGCCAUUUUAACUCCAAAGAAACACACGGUGAAAAAAAGAAUAGGAUCAAGAUGUAUAAACUGUUGUUUGAUUACGUGAGAAACAUCUUCCGUGGCCAAGGAAACUGACAAUUUUUUCCCCCUUAGAAAGCAUUUGAGAUGCUCCACCUGUGCCCAGACCUCUUACAAUGAAGCAGUUUAAAAUUCAAGAGGCAGAGGGCACCUGUCCUCAACAUUCUAUAAAGUUCAUUAAGAAUGUUUCUUAGCAACAAACAGCAUCUGAAGCCACAAUCUACUAUAAAUACUUUAUUUCAACUAGAAGGUACAAUCUCUCAGGGGCUUCAUAGCUUUAGAAGCUACAAUCACAUUAUGUUGAAACAACUUUAAAAACCAGUGCUGAACUGGAAUGCUUGGCUUGGACCACACACACGUCUCUGCACAGCCCUAUGGAAUCCGCACAAAGAAAUAGCGCCUCCUUUUUGCUCCUCUUAAUUGUUCUUGUAUGUAAGUUGCUUUCUAUUCCGGUAUAUCCAGAGGGGUGAAAUGACCAGGCCGGCCACGUAGCCGAAGGUGGCUCCGAGGGUACAGGAGAUGGGCCACACCUGAGGGCACAAUGUAGGAGAUCAAGACAGACAGACGUUUUGUUAUGACUUGAGCACAAAUUAAAGCGUAACCUAAGUAUUUCUAUAGUAAAGCUUAACGUGCUUUUCUUAAAAGAAUGCCAAAAGUAUAAUAGGUCAUAACUGCAUUGAUCAUGAACACUAAAAAUGUACACACUUUAGUUAACGUGCAUUAAAUUGUAACGAGGCUUCUGGCAACUGUAGAUUUAGUUUGGGAUCCCCAAGCUGCAUGAGAUACAUGCUGAAAUUAAAAAUCAAAAUUUUACAUCAGAGUUGGCCACAAUCCUGGACUCAAAUGAGCCCUCUGAAUUAGAUGGUCAUUUUUUUUUAAAUUUCCACAUUGACUGUACACAUAAAAAAAUCAAAAAAUGUGUAUGCUAACCAAACCUUAGGAAACUACUUAAAUUGUGUCAAGAAGGAAAGACCUAACAUCUUGGCAGGACACGUGGAAUUUUUCAGAGUAACUGCUUCCAUACAUAAAACUGAGGUCCCCUUUCAGAUACAGGUACGGUGACCGAGGCAGAAGUCACAGACCCACAACGUGUGUCCAUUCCUAGAGUGUGCAUCAGACAAACCCUGCUGGCUCCCAAACACCCACUUUCCCCAGCCGUCUUCCAUCGUACCACGUUAGACUAAGCCGGAAGUAAAUAAUGCUGAUUUAUUUAACACCCAGGUGGUAUGUGUUGGCCCCUAGGCUAAGGCUCUGCCUAGAACACACCGGGAAACAGAUUUUCAUGUCCAUCUCAACGCUCACUUAGUACUGGAGCCAUUUCUAAGUCUUUCUCUGGGGAACAGGCCAUGGAAGUGGAGGUUAACCACGAUAAGAACUGGCUCUGUUACCUAACUGGCUUCUUUCAUUGGUCUGCUAUGGAUCUGCCUUAUUCCAAAUGCCAUGCAACAGACAGCAGUGCUAGACAGAGGUGUGCCAUGAGCUACCUGUUGCAGUUGAGAGAAGCAAAAUCGAAUCCGUAAUUCGUUCCCAGUCUUUCUUACAUUGAAAUUUGCCGUUGCCUGGAUGACUGCUGCUCCUGUCUUUGGUAGGCUUCUGUUCAUUACCUUGAUUUGCACUUAGAGCUCUGUCUGCUGCACAGAUUGGGUAACGGAACACUAAACAUUUAUACUUGAAAACGUCAGCCUUAAAUGUUCAGAUCAGUCACACAGCUAGGAUGUACGAUCUGGCCUGCGAGCUUUGUAGAGGUUUUGAAAAGAUGAGCAACAUCUCCCAUUGAAGAGUGGGGAGUCCUGGACAGGAGCCGUGUUCUCUGAACUGACGCUGGAUGGCCUUACGUAUGCUCAAAAGGAACAUCUCUAACUCCCUUGUUUGGAUCUAUUUUUAGAUAGACUUGAAGGAAAUUGUGAACAUCAACUGAUAUAUUAGCUAAGUUGUCCAACCGUGUAAGGGAAUUAAGACAGUAAAACAAUUACUCUUUUCCAAGUUGCCUUUGGAGAUUUGAUGGGGAUUUUUUUUUUUUCUUUCAAAUUUUCAUCGGUGAAACCCUUCACACUUUGUUUAUUAGACAGUGUAAGUUAAAAAUCUAGAGUUGUCCUGUCCUGAGAGAAAAAUGGGUUAGGAAUCUGGAUAUGUUACACUGGUAUCAUCCUGUGUCUUCCCUGGGCCUCAGUUUCCCCACACCAUCACGGGAGCGAGAACAGAUAUUCCCAGAGCCUCUCCCGUCAUGCGCUCUUAUUGCUCUCCCCUUUUCCCAGUAGUCACUGUUGACGUCGCCUUUUCAGCUUCGCUGUCACCGCAUGGUAAGGGUCGUGUAAGCAGGCUGUCAGAACGCUGAGCGAGGACGACUGCGUCAUCUGAGCCUCAGGUGCCUUAGAUGCUCUAUUGACCUUGAUGGGGCUUGGAGUUUCCCAUCGCUUAUCAAGAGCUCUGUAAUUGUGUUCGUUACUUAGUAGUUCUUUUUGCAAAAUCUUAUUUGCCAUUUUAACUAAAAACCAAAGAUUUGUUUUCUAUUCAUGAGCAGAUUGUAGAAAAGCUGCCUUAUUUUUCAGAAGCAUAUCUUCAUCAAAGGCUUAAGGUUUUAAGAGAAAUUUAAGACAACUCUAUGGAAUGAUUAUUUCAAACUAGUGAGGGAAAUACAAUACUUCAGAAAAUUUAAUUAGCAUGAUUUGUGUUAGUGAAUUCACAUACAUUGCUUCAAAUACGGUCAUGUAUGGAAGAAUGUAGAAAAUAUUUAUAGUUAAUCAGUUUUUUUUGUGUGUGUGUAAGAGAAUUAGUUCUAAAGUCCUUACAAGUAAUUUUAGGGGCUCCUCGAAACCUUACUUGGCAUUUUGCUAAUGUAUGCCCUUAUUCUAUCUUUACGGAAGCAUUUUAGCUUCCCAGUGUUGACUUAUCAUGUUUCCAAUAAGCGGAGCUUGCGUUCAUGGUAUUUGUUAUGAAUUACCUUAGUUACUUUAGACACUGCCUCUAUUUGAUUUUCAGUUACUUAUUUUAAAUACCAAAUUAAAUACUGCUUUGUUGGUUGUUGCUUUUUAAACGAUUGUUAUUUUAACAGUGUCCCUUCUUAACUCAUGGGGUACCAAUAAAAUGAGUUGCAUAGUUUA
This is a messenger RNA of Jaculus jaculus (lesser Egyptian jerboa), 3748 nucleotides long. It is a transcript of the gene Rhoq, whose product is annotated as ras homolog family member Q. Gene Ontology annotation, biological process: cortical actin cytoskeleton organization; small GTPase-mediated signal transduction. Gene Ontology annotation, molecular function: GTP binding; GTPase activity. Bases 58 to 675 code for a protein of 205 amino acids. NCBI's taxonomy places the organism in Eukaryota, Metazoa, Chordata, Mammalia, Rodentia, Dipodidae. The transcript has 5 exons. The record is from RefSeq and is a predicted model, not a curated record.